AUGAGCACAUCCUUGUCAUCUAUCGGCGUAUCACCAAUCGGCACGACCAGCUCGCUCUCGACUACCAGUCCACAAAGCCCUAUGGCAAGCGUAGUAUCGAGCGUAUCUCAAGGACAGUCCAGCACAUCUCCCGUAACCUACACGGUCAGCCCACUCCCUGCAUCUUCAAGCACAGGUGCCACAAUCUCUGGCAAUACCUCCGUGAUCAGCAUGUCCUCGAGCAUGGUGAUAUCCAGCAUGUUAGCUUCGGCCUCUGCUUCGGCAUUCCCUAGCCCUGGACCACCAUGCCCGAACUAUAAUAACGCAGCAUACACCGACCAGUCGCUGGAAACGUACGACAUCACCUGUAACCAAACCUACAGUGGUACAGUCAUAACAUCUCAAUCCCAAAUGAGAGCCAGACGACAGACAGGUGGUGGCCCAGCCUCGACUUGCAUGAGUCUGUGUGACACCUACAGCAACUGCAUCGCCAUCUCCUCCAAGUCAACAACCUGCACCUUGUUCAGCCAGAUCACGGAUCUGACCUAUGAAGGCGGCAGUACUGCGGCUUUGCUGGUAUCAGCUGGCAACCAGACUACGCCAUCUGGUGCCGUGAGCGUAGUGACGGUGACGCAGCAUGUGUGUGCUCCGCGUAGCACUACUACCGUGUUUACGACGGCGACCAUGACGACUUGCGCGGCCAGCGCCGGGUGUACUACCAUGCCGGGGAACAUGAGGCUGGGUAGCGGAUAUAUCGGGAAAGGAGGAUUGUAA
Messenger RNA from Recurvomyces mirabilis, 753 nucleotides. RefSeq lists its product as uncharacterized. Lineage: Eukaryota; Fungi; Ascomycota; Dothideomycetes; Mycosphaerellales; Teratosphaeriaceae. The transcript has a single exon. Bases 1 to 753 code for a protein of 250 amino acids. The record is from RefSeq and is a predicted model, not a curated record.